Messenger RNA from Pimephales promelas (fathead minnow), 1589 nucleotides. Its product is annotated as butyrophilin subfamily 1 member A1. Lineage: Eukaryota; Metazoa; Chordata; Actinopteri; Cypriniformes; Leuciscidae. Gene Ontology annotation, cellular component: external side of plasma membrane. Gene Ontology annotation, molecular function: signaling receptor binding. The record is from RefSeq and is a predicted model, not a curated record. Gene Ontology annotation, biological process: T cell receptor signaling pathway; regulation of cytokine production.
AUGGGUAGCAUUCUCGUCAGAACACCUGAACUAUCAAAAGUGAAAGUGUGUAUCUCGCUUUUGUACAGAAGGAUAGGCUAUGUCUCAGAGAUGAAGUUCAUUUGUUUGACUCUCCUACUUUUUAGCGGAAUUACAGAUUCAAGAUCAGAGCAGUUUGAAGUAUUGGGACCUGCAGAUCCUGUAUUUGCCGUCGCUGGUGAAGAUGUUAUUCUGCCCUGUUCAGUCAAACCCAACAUCAGUGUUGUGGACAUGAAAGUGAAGUGGUUUAGACUUGAUCUGAAAGACUCACCACUAGUGCAUCUCUAUGAGGAUCAUGAAGACAGAAACGCAGAUCAGAUUCAGUCCUACAGAGAGAGAACAAAACUGAUCCAUCAAGAACUACAGAGAGGAAACGCAUCACUCAAACUCUCAACGGUCCGAGUCUCUGAUGAAGGUCUUUAUAAGUGUUUUAUUCAGUCUAAAUCCCGGUCUGAUGACGCCACUGUUGAUGUCAGAGUUGAAGCUGUAGGACGUCCUCCAGUGAUCACUGUAGAUGGGUUUGAUGGUUCAGGAGGGCUUCAUCUACAGUGUGAAUCUGAAGGUUGGUAUCCUGAACCUGAUCUGGAGUGGCUGGACAGUGAAGGAGUCAGUUUGAGUUCAGAAACUACAGAGACACACAGAAACACAGACAGAUUCAGUGUCAAACACACCAUCACUGUAUAUGACAGUAACGGCAAGAUUCACUGCAGAGUCAAACUGAGACAUCACAUGCUGGAGUCACUGAUUAACACCACAAAUAGUAUGUUUAUUUCUUGGAGGACGUCAGUCAUCCUGAUUACAGUUAUAGUUGUGCUCGUUGUGAUUGCUGGAAUACUGAUUGCUGUGGUCAUGCAAAGAAACAGAGGACACGAUCAACUACAGGAUGAACGUGAUCAACUUUUACAAAGUCAGAAGAUUAUUAUAACACAAGCUGUCCCACAAUUAAGAAAACACGUGGCAGUGAAAGUGACUCUGGAUGCUGAUUCGGCUCAUCCACAGCUCAUCGUGUCUGAUAAAGAGAUACACGUGGAAUGUGGAAACAGCCGGAACGCAGUGGCUUGGGGAAAACACAGGUUUGAUACAUAUCUUGGUGUUCUCGGGAAGGACGGAUUCUCCAAAAGGAGUUUUUACUUUGAGGUUCAGGUGAAGGGUCAAACCGAGUGGGAUUUAGGAGUGGCCAGAGAAUCCAGUAACAGGAACGGCUGGAUCAAUCCGAGGCCUUAUGCUGGAUACUGGACUGUGAGACGGAGAGAUGAGGAGUAUUUUGCUUGUGAGUAUGCACAUGUCCCUCUUUCUCUGAGAGUGGAUCCUCAGAGGAUCGGUGUGUUUGUGGAUUAUGAGAAGGGUCUCGUCUCCUUUUAUGAAGUGGAGUCCAUGUCUCAUAUCUACUCUUACACCAGUCAGUCUUUUAAGCAGAAACUCUUUCCAUUUGUCUGUUUGGGGUAUGAGAGGGAAUAUAAUUUUAGAAAUGUAAACUCCACACCACUGAUUAUCUGUGAUUAUUAACCCUUGUGCAUCCUUGUGGACAUUUUUGUCCUUUUCAGUUUUGUUUUUUUGAUCACUUUGCCUGU